AAAAAGCAAAAAGAGACGAAGUUUCAGAUAUUUUUUUCAUGGAAAACUGAACGGAUCACUGAUCUGGAAACAUGUACGUGGCUACAAGAGAAAUAGCAGAACAAAAUAAAAUGUGGUCGUUGUGGUGUGAUCGUCGUGUGAACUUUGAUGUCGUGAACUCCCCAAAUGUUCUCUCCACUCCAUGAUGUUUCUCAGAUUUCAGGCCUGAGCCAGACAUCGUAGCCACAACAUGUGCAAGUUUUGAUACUGACCUGUCAUCCAACAAUCUCAGCAUCAUUGAUUGGAUAAAAAGCUUCUAGACUAAUUGGGAAAACUCUGUCCUCGUGUACAAUGUGAAGGUAUAUUCACGAUGAUCGCCUUUUCCUAUCCUGCCUGGCGUCAAUUUUACUGAGGUGAGGAUGGAGCACUUGUGGAUUUCCCGGGCUUAAAGCAAUGGAAGAAGUGAACUCGGCUUUUGUCGGAGACGAUGGGCAAUUGGAGGACAUUGGCGGGCCCUUAACGUCACCAAAAACACCGUCUGUGAAACACGAAAUCGACUAUUCGACAGCAACAAAGAGACCACAGAUAGGAGCUGCUCUUGCCGCGGCUUUUAGUGCCUUCCUACUGGGAACGACGUUAGGUUGGUCGUCACCCGUUCAGCCACAACUGCAACACAUUGCUGCUGGGAGUUUCUACCCGAAUGAUAAGCAACUCGCAAACAUUUGGUACAUAGAACUGGACGAUAACCAAAUGUCGUGGGUUGGUUCAUUGUUGAAUAUUGGCGGUCUGCUCGGAGCCCUCAGCGGAGGAUUUUUAAUGGACAAAUUUGGCCGUCGAUUUGUCCUGAUGAUGAUGACUGCACCGUACAUCAUUGGAUGGCUGAUGAUUUCACUUGCUGUCGACUCAAGUAUGUUGUAUGUCGGCCGUGUCGUUGUGGGUUUUUCUGGAGGCGUUUGUACGGCCAUUGCCCCCUGUUACAUUGGAGAGAUAUCAACCCCUACCAUGCGAGGAAUAGUUGGUUUUUUCUUUGCGUUCAACCUGUCAUGCGGUGUUCUGGUUACUAGUGUGAUGGGAUUAUGGAUACACUGGCGCUGGUUAUCGGUCAUUUGUACAAUCAAGCCCAUAAUUUUCCUAGUGGGCAUGAUAUGCGUUCCCGAAUCGCCAUAUUUUUUAAUGAGAAAAGGGAUGCAAAGUGAUGCUUUUGGAUCUCUUGUCUGGCUUCGGGGAUCUGCCUACAACAUUAAAGCAGAAUUACAUCAAAUAGAAACCCGAAUCCUUGAAGAUUCCAAAGAAACUUGCAAAAUUUCCGACGUCUGUCAACCGUGGGUGUUUAAACCUAUUCUGAUUGGAGUAGCAUUGAUGGUAGUUCAACAGUUCUCUGGACUGAACGCCUUGUUGUUUAAUGCCGCAGAUAUUUUUAGGUUGGCAAAUUUCAGCUUUGAUCGUCUCAUCGGCGUAGUUUUGAUAAAUGUUGCACAGGUUUCAGCAGUGGUUUUGUCUUCCGCCGUACUUGUAAAAAGGCUGAAUCGAAGAACGUUGUUCAUCAUCUCAGAGGGAAUUGCUGGUCUUUCAACGCUUUUAAUGGGUGUCUAUUUUCAUUAUUCGGGUCGCCCACAUUCUCAGGAGAUAGUCAACUUUAAAUGGAUCCCAUUGACCGCUAUGAUUGUCUAUUCUGUGGCUGUAGGUUUAGGAUUGGGAGCACUUCCGUGGCUCAUAUCCAGUGAAAUUCUACCGCCAAGGUUCAGGGGGCCUGGGAGCUCGAUUGUCGCUUUCACCAAUUUUGCGAUGUCAUUUACAGUCACGAAAACAUUUGUCGACAUGAAUCGGGUCAUGACACACGCUGGUGUGUUCUGGUUUUACUCUGGGGCCUGUUGUUUGGGCAUUAUGUUUGUCUUGUUUCUCCUACCCGAGACGAAAGAUCGGACACCACUUCAGAUCGAAGUUUAUUUCAGAUCCCGAGUGAAGCGCAUUUCUUCGUUACCAAUUUUGACACCUAAAUGAUUUCUUUUGAAGUUACUUUACCCAUUGAUAUUUGCUAAUUGGUCGAUGGCAGUAUAUUUAAAUAACACGGAAGUGUCUUUCUCUUGCGACUUUUGUUUGUAAAGCUGUCUCACAAAGGCGGAAUAAAAAUGGCAGGAAUAGUUUUAUUUA
This is a messenger RNA of Daphnia pulicaria, 2130 nucleotides long. Its product is annotated as facilitated trehalose transporter Tret1-like. Gene Ontology annotation, biological process: transmembrane transport; carbohydrate transport. The record is from RefSeq and is a predicted model, not a curated record. Gene Ontology annotation, cellular component: membrane. Gene Ontology annotation, molecular function: sugar transmembrane transporter activity. The transcript has 9 exons. NCBI's taxonomy places the organism in Eukaryota, Metazoa, Arthropoda, Branchiopoda, Diplostraca, Daphniidae. Bases 433 to 1980 code for a protein of 515 amino acids.